UGUUUAUCAUUACCUGACAUCUGUCAAUUUUGUAUCGCUUUUACGCUUUUGACGCUUUGAUUUUGUGAUUUGGUUCACAAAAAUAGCAUUUUACUCGUUUUCCGAACUAUUUAGAGUUCCACUUCCAUACAAAAAUGUUCUCCAGCCCGUAUGACCGUGCGCCUGCCACCAUUAAGCCAGAAUUACAACUAUUUACUGGUAGAAUGGAGUCUUUGCGAGCAUCCAAAAACAGAAGCAUUGAAGGAGAAAGCGGCGAGGAAAAGAAAAUAUACUCUUGCAAGAUCUGCCCCAACGAAUACGAUAGUGAAACUGAGUUGGAGAGCCACAAGGCUAAAGUACAUAGCCGAUAUUUGUAUUUAAGAAGUCGGAUUAAUAAGAACACUUGUAGGGUUUGCAGAAAGGUAAAGAAAACUGAUGAAGACCUCUUCAAGCACAUAAAGACGGUGCAUUUCCUGAGCACGUGCACCACAAAGUAUGUAGAACGGGACAUCUUCAUCUGCGAUCACUGCAGCCGUAUCUUCUUCAACAAACGCAUGUUGAUAAUCCACAUCUCGAGACACAUGAAAGUAAAGACUGAUCCGGAGUGCCCAAAGUGCUUCCGAAUCUUAAAGAGUCAAUACACAUACAUGACACAUCUAGAGUUGCACUACAUAAACAGCGUUGGCACGUGUCCUAUUUGCUUCAAUAAGUUCCAGGAUCGGAACGCGAUGUUGUCACAUGUGUUUGAAGCACACAAAAUGGUGUACAACUGUACUGUAUGCAAUUAUGCAUUUGAGAAGAUGUCGCCUUAUGCGAGACAUAUGGAGAAUGAUCAUAAUCAACCGUCCAAUUUCGCUUCGUAUCUGAGUGUCACGAAGGAGGUGUUGAACAGGUGUUUUGUCACAUCAACGCCGGUGCCAUCAACACCGUUCUUAUAUACACCUUAUACACCUGCUAAAGGACUGAAUAUUGCAGGCUUAAUCCACGUGUGCGUCCUGUGCAGAGCGCUCUGCAAAAACGAGACCGAGCAACGCGAGCACAUCAGCCGCAUGCACCUCCAACCCACACGAGUCUUCACUAAGAAGAUAUACGGGUGCUCUUGCGGAGAAGACUUCUACAACAACGUCUUACUCAAACAUCACAUUUUUACGCUUAAAGGCACACACUGUGUCAGAGAAGUGAUGAGUGAGAGCAAAGGUGAUGAGACAACGGUGGCGGUUAAUGCGAAUGAUGAUAGUGAUGAAGAGAUUGUGCAUCAGAUUAGUGAUUCGUCUCAAGAACUACCAGAAAUGGACAAAGAAGUAGCAGAGAUGGACAAAGAAGUAGCAGAAAUGGACAAAGAAGUAGCAGAAAUGGACAAAGAAGAUGCAGAAAUUGAUAAAGAACUACCAGAGAUGGACAAAGAAGAUGUAGUCAGGGUUAUAGAGAUAUUUGAUGAUGACAAUGAUGAGACACUCAAAGAAGUUGUGAUUGACCCUUACGAAGUGAAUGAAGAUGAGAUGAAUGGAGGAAUAGAAUCAAAGGAUGAUGAAGAUAUGAUUAAACUGAUAGAAUAGCAAAGAGGAUAACUGAACUUAGAUGAUUAGGUAAAUGUUCUAAGCGUCAGUCUUAUAAAGGGUGUUGCAAAAAGGGUAUGAACCUUCUGAGUCACACCCUUUCGGCUUAGAAUACCCUUUUUGCAACACCCUGUACAGGUGUUUAGGGGGUAAUUCUGUGAACAAAUUUUGUUCUACAAGUUUAGGAAAUUCGCAAAAACUACUUUUGCAACAACUGUAUGAAGAACAGUUGAGACGUCACUUGGGGAAGCACCGUUCGUGCCUCCUUGUAAAAUAUAACAUUAAGUUUUUUUUUACAAAAUUUUGUUUAGCUAUAGAACAUGAAAUGAAAUCAUCUUCUUAUACGUAUAUACUCGUUAGUAGCUUAAUGGCAUAGGUCACAGUUGGAUUUUCUCUACCAUGCGAUGAUCAUCUCCCUUCGUUUAAUAGCUUUAUCUAGACAGGUUUCAAGAUAAAUAAAAGACCAUUUUUUUCCUGAAAUAAAAAAUAAAGUAUUACAAAAAACCUACGGCGAAACCUACGUCUGCAGCUGUUAUAUUAUCUAAGCCUAUGCCAAUCAAAACAAGCUUACCCUUUUUGCAGUAGCCUUUAUAAAAUUGCAUUUUUAUUUCAGGAAAAAUGCUUACUGUAAACAUAAUAAAUAGUAAAGUGUAUAUUAUAAAUAUUAUUUAUAAGGUGAAAUAAAAGACAAAAUCAUGAAAUGUACUGUUUUUUAUUAAUUCCUGACAAAUGUGCGUAAAUUACGAGAUAUUCUAAAGAAAAUUGUGUUUGGAAUCGCCCCAAAGUUAUAUGAGAGAUUAUCUUAAAAUUAAAUAGAAUUUUACACAUCCA
This is a messenger RNA of Plutella xylostella (diamondback moth), 2366 nucleotides long. RefSeq lists its product as uncharacterized. The record is from RefSeq and is a predicted model, not a curated record. NCBI's taxonomy places the organism in Eukaryota, Metazoa, Arthropoda, Insecta, Lepidoptera, Plutellidae.